ACACACACACACACACACACACACACACACACACACACACACACACACACACACACACACACACACACACACACAAACAUAUAUAUAUAUUACAUAUAUUACAUAAUACGUACAUAUAACUGUUAUAAGUUUAUGAAGACAGAAGAUGCUCUUUUAAUCUGCACUUGAAAAUAUUCAGCCCUUGACUUUCGUGAAUGUGCAAUGGAAGAGAGUUCGAUAGUCCGGUCGCUUGUUUAUCUUUAGUAAGGAUAAGGAUUAACAGCAAACUGUCAAAAUUGAAAUCGGAGCUCAAAAGAUGAGACAUCAGUUUGUCCUGCAGUGUAAACCUACAUAGCGCGUCGACAGCCGUUACGGAUUAAUAUUAAUCGUGCAAUUUAUAACUGCAGGAUCCUGUGGCUAUCGAUCGGAAGCAUUAACUACAUCAUUAUACUAAAGUCGAGUAUCAAAUAUAGACCAUAAUUCAGUCAGUCAAAAUACACUUUUGGUUCUUUUAAUUGAUGAUAAUGUAAUGGUAAUCCCGCAUUCGCUAACGGUAUAUGCUGGCGGGGCAUCAUGAGAGAUGAUGGGUGAGACUGGAAUGGCAGAGCAGUUGGUCCAUCGUGAUGAAUACACCUUGAAUUCAUCACGAUGUUUUCUAGGGGAGACCAAGUGGAGGACGAUUUGACAGAGUAUAUUGCUAGCAAUGAGACUGCCUAAAUGGUCGCGUACAGCGCGGUUUCAGAGAUGUUUUCUCCCACGAACACUCAGGAUAUGGAAUGAGCUCCCUGUCGAGGUUUUUCCAAGAGACUACAGCAUGGGAUUCUUCAAAAGGGGGGUAGAGGUUUCUUCAGAGAACCCCAUCACAGCGGUGGUCCGUAAGACCCUGAUCAGUACAGCUCGAUCCUGUAUGGACCACGUUAAGGCCACUGAGGCUGACAUAGAGUAUCUCAGAGGUGAUCCGCCUUACCCUGAAAAAGCUGCUUGCAUCAUCAAAUGUUUGUUGGAAAAGGUGGGAAUUGUAAAGAAUAAUAAAUAUUCAAAAAUCGGUUUCAUGGCAACUGUGUCACCUUUGGUAUUCAAAAACAAGAAGAAGCUAGAACACAUGAAGACAGUGUCUGAAAAUUGCGAUAAAGAGGUACGUGUUAAAUGUUAACCACGCCACCGCAACGCCCUGUCAACUGGGGAACGAAGUCACCUCUUGCAUUUUCAAAUACGCACCAGAAUUACAUUUCAAAUCAUGAAGUUAUGCAAAUGUUGUUUAAGAUAAUAUUCGUACAUUUACAUAUUUUUAUAUGUAAAUAAAAAUAUAGUUUCAUUUAUUUUUAA
This is a messenger RNA of Galleria mellonella (greater wax moth), 1305 nucleotides long. RefSeq lists its product as uncharacterized. The record is from RefSeq and is a predicted model, not a curated record. Lineage: Eukaryota; Metazoa; Arthropoda; Insecta; Lepidoptera; Pyralidae. The transcript is spliced from 5 exons. Gene Ontology annotation, molecular function: odorant binding. The coding region runs from base 683 to 1132 and encodes 149 amino acids.